AUGGUGAAAAUUACUCAAAACGAAUUCGAGUACAAGAUUGAGCGGACUCGUGGUGGAGUGAAAGAGUUCGAAUCCGGUUUCAGCUUCCCGCCUCCGGCCCCGGAGUCCCGCCGAUCCUGCCCUCACUGUCCCAUGACCUGCGUGAACGUGCAAGGCCUUGGGAUCCACGUGAGAACGCAGUACAGCAGUGCAAACAUGUCCAACGGCGUGCGCCUGCGGCGGAUGCUACGGAAGAAUCUCGAAGGGCGUGUCGAUGAUGCGACGGGGGCGGCUUCGUUUGUCCUCCAGCGGAAGCGCUUUCUCGACCUAGACUUGGAAAGCGACGGCUUCAUGGACCGCGAAACCAAGGAAACUCGUGGAGCUCCCAAGCGCAGGCGAUACGACUAUAGGUUCAAAGCCAAUGCUGUCAGCCAGCUGCGCAUCCUCGAGGGCAACGCCGCUUACCUCUGGAAGAAGGAGGAGCGCACGCCUCUUCAGUACUUAGAGGAUGGUCUCAAGGUUCACUACAGCAACAUCGUGAAGUGGACCAAGGACGAGAAGGCCAUAGUCGCGGCGGCAGCAGACGACGCGAACAAGAGCCCCCUCGCCAAGCAGCAGCCUAAGCAGUGGUUUGCUGAGGCACAAAAGAGGCUUUACAAGAUGUUCGUGGAGCGGCGUAAGAGGAAGCUGAAGAUGUAUCCCGGGGACCAACGGGCGGCGGCGUUCAGCGCAUCCUUCAGGUGGGCACGAAAAUGGGCCAAGAGGCACAACCUGUCCAAAAGACGUCGGACCAACCUCAAGAAUAAGACUGUUGAGGAGCGCCUACCAAAGAUCCAGCGCUUCCACCGACUGUUUCGCAAGCUCCUGCAAGAGCCGGUACGGUACAGGGCGCCCGAUGAGUUGGACUUAUCGGCGAUUACGACGUUCGCAGAGAGGGAGUCCAGAGUUCCCAAGUAUGGCCAAUUCCUGCUCUGGGAGCGUUGGAAUGUGGAUCAAGUGCCUUUGGCAUUCGUAAACGGGCUGCUCGAUACGUGGGAGGAGCGAGUUGCGAAGCGUGUCGCCAUCUCACAGCCCUUUCCUGGCCUAGAGAAAAGGCAGUGCACCGUGUUAGUCAUCUUUGGUCCGGGUGAGACGACCUUGCGAAUUUCGGUGAUCUUCCGAGGCAUGGGGAAGCGGAUCUCGCCGGUGGAGAAGGCCGCGUACCACGAGGACGUGGACGUUUUUUUCCAGGAGAAUGCUUGGGCCGACCAAAAAAUCUGUAUGGAGUGGGCUAAGAGGUCCUACCUCGAAGGCCUGAUGCGCGGGCGGGGUGAGCUUCCCAAAGCGAGGUCCAUUCUUAUCAUGGACAACUUGCACGCUCAGACGACGGACGAGUUCAAGGAGUAUCUUCCGGUUGAUGCAGGAGCCGGACGAUUUAUCAAGGUGGAAGCUGGGAGGCAGAUGGACAUGUGGCUCGAGCAGUCGGACAACCUCGAGAGCCAACAGGCGUUCCGAUUCCGCCUUUUCGAAAUGUGCGGGAUGACCAUGACUGUGGACGGCUCAGGCGAUGAUCGGAACGCUUUGGAGGGUUCGGACAAGCCGUACACCAUCGCAAACGAUGAAGACUGUAGCGAGGACGAAGAGGGUUUGGAGAACGGCAGAGAUGAGCCUGAGGGGCGGGGGAAGGAGGGCGAUGGACGUCAGACGGUCGUGGAGGGCGCUGAUUCCAGCGAUGAUGAAGACGCGGCAGAAAGCACGUCUCAAACCCAGACCGAUGAUCUAGCUCUUCUCGACGACGACGACAGCAUGGACCCACAAGACCCGGAGGACGAGACACAAGGAAUGGAGAUCCCGACAGGCUUUCACAUUCAAGAAGUUGAACCCGUUGCUCUUGACAGAUUGCUUUUGCGACGUGGAGUGUUCGUUAGGCUGGGGAUUGGGUGGUUUGGGAGGUUGAUCAUUCAGCAAUCUCAGCAGGACGCUCGCCACCUGUACGACUAAUGUGUGCAGCUGGAGCUAGAC
Molecule: messenger RNA, 1980 nt
Organism: Ectocarpus sp. CCAP 1310/34
Lineage: Eukaryota; Phaeophyceae; Ectocarpales; Ectocarpaceae
Source: the annotation of a GenBank genome assembly